Messenger RNA from Stegodyphus dumicola, 1641 nucleotides. RefSeq lists its product as uncharacterized. NCBI's taxonomy places the organism in Eukaryota, Metazoa, Arthropoda, Arachnida, Araneae, Eresidae. The record is from RefSeq and is a predicted model, not a curated record.
UUCCGGGAUACACGGCAUGCCAAGAUUUCUGCGCCUGGCUGUUCUCCACAGAGCACAAGGGCUUCACCGCCGUGGCUCAUAACAUGAAAGGGUUCGACGGUCAGUUCGUGAUGGCCUGGCUCCUGGAGCAAGGCACAGCGCCGGAGGUGAUCCCUAACGGGUCUAUGAUCAUGAGUGUAAGACACCCUAGUCUGAACAUUCGGUUCAUAGACUUGUUAAAUUUUCUACCGAUGGCGUUGGCCAAACUGCCGGGAUGCUUCAGUCUCACAGAGCUGAAAAAGGGAUACUUUCCCCAUCUUUUCAACUCGCGAGAAAACCAAAAUUAUGUCGGACCGCUGCCUGAGCCCCGGUACUACAGCCCGGAUAACAUGAGCACUUCAGCCCGACAAGCAUUUCUGUCCUGGCAUGAAGCACACAAGAGGGACGUGAUUAACUUUCAAGAUGAGAUGCUGGCCUAUUGCAGAUCGGACGUGGACAUUCUUCGCCGUUGCUGCCUGGAGUUUCGAGCCCAGUUUUUGGAUGUGGCGAAUGUGGAUCCAUUCCAAUACGUGACCAUCGCGUCAGCCUGUAUGGCAACGUAUCGGAGUGGCCACAUUCAACCCGACACGAUUGCCAUGGUGCCUACACACGGCUACAUCAACUCAACGAAUUACAGCCCUGAUUCGAUCCGAUGGUUGGACUUUGUUGCUGCUUCGGAAGGCCUACAGAUUCAACAUGCGUUGAACGGUUCCGGAGAGCACAGAGUCGCCGGAAUCUCGGUAGACGGAUUCUGCCAAGAAACACAAACCGUCUAUCAGUUUCAGGGCUGUUUCUUUCACGGAUGUAGUUCGUGCUACGAUGGUGAUAUCAUACAUCCACUGAAAGGGGUUUCCAUGGCAACGUUAAGAGAAAAGACAGAAGAGACGACAAGAAAGCUUCGCACCCAGGGUUUCCACGUCAUCGAAAUGUGGAAGCAUGAAUUUCAAAGAGAGAAGGAGGAAAAUCCAGAUCUCCAAGCUUUCCUGGAUCAGCACCAUCUGAGGGAUCCACUCAAUCCUCGCGAGUCGUUUUUUGGAGGAAGGACCAAUGCCCUCAAAUUGUUCCACGAGGGAGACGCAAAAUAUGUGGAUUUUACUUCACCUCUAUCCAUGGGUGAACAAGUAUUGCGUCUACCCUGUGGGACAUCCAACAAUCAUCACGGAAAGCUUUGGAGAUGUGGAAGAUUAUUUUGGAAUUAUCCAAUGCCGAGUGAUUCCUCCACGGAAUCUGUAUCUUCCGGUACUGCCCUAUCGGUGCCGGAAGAAGCUGAUGUUCUUCCUGUGUCGGACUUGCGCCCUUCUUCAACUUCAGAGUCCGUGUACCCACACAGACGACGAGCGAGCUUGUCGGAACGUGGGUAACGGAGGAAGUCAAACUGGCGAAAAAGAAAGGCUACCGCAUUACACAUGUAAGUACUCAAAGAUUAUUUUAAUCUUUAUUUAGUUUCAGAGGUUACUUUUAAAAAUUUUUUAUAACUGACAUUUAUUUUUUAUUUUCUAGAUUUACGAAGUGUACCAUUUCCAGGCAUCGUCUACUUCUCUGUUUCGUUCCUACAUUGAACUGUUUCUAGCAGGAAAGUAGCGGAUGGCCUUCGGAGUGUGUGACGGAAGAAGCCAGACCGAA